Molecule: messenger RNA, 2047 nt
Organism: Puntigrus tetrazona (Sumatra barb)
Lineage: Eukaryota; Metazoa; Chordata; Actinopteri; Cypriniformes; Cyprinidae
Product: cytosolic phospholipase A2 gamma-like
Exons: 16
Coding region: 92-1633 (513 amino acids)
Biological process (GO): glycerophospholipid catabolic process
Cellular component (GO): cytosol; nucleoplasm; nuclear envelope
Molecular function (GO): calcium ion binding; calcium-dependent phospholipid binding
Source: RefSeq, a predicted model, not a curated record
CCACACACACACACACACACACACACACACACACACACACACACAAAUCUCUGCUGGUGCUGCUGCUGAAGACUCAGGAUCCGCGGACACUAUGAGUGCAUCCAAAGCCCAGGAAAGCGGUGAGGUGAGAAUGGGACACUCUCUGAACACAGACGAGAGAGAGUUUAUAGCCAGAAGGAAAAACACUGUUCUGCAAAGCCUGCAGAAGCUUAAUAUACACUGCACUCAGGAUAAAAUGCCGAACAUAGCAUUACUGGGUUCUGGAGGAGGACAGAGAGCCAUGGUGGGUUUGCUGGAAUGUCUGGUUCAGCUUGAUAAAGCGGGUCUUCUGGACUGCAUCCUUUAUCUGAGCGGAGUCUCUGGAUCCACCUGGUGCAUGGCCUCCUUAUACAAGGAACCAGACUGGUCCACCAAACUAGAGACUAUGAAAGACAAAAUCAUCGAGAGAAUCAGCGGUCCAGGAGUCAGCUGGGACGACAAAGUGGCCAAACUGAAGAAAUAUUACAUGAAAGACUUCUUCAGCUUGACUGACCUCUGGGCGGUGUUGUUUGUCACAUCAUAUGUGAAGGAGAUCGAUGAACAAACGAUUUCAGAGCAGUGGGACCAGCACAGUAAAGACCCGUACCCCGUCUACGCAGUGAUCGACAAGCAAUGCAAAAAACGCGAGGAAGGAGACCCCUGGCUUGAGGUCAGUCCACAUGAAGCGGGUUACUCCCUCACCGGAGCGUUUGUGGACACCUGUAACUUCGGCAGCCAGUUCGAGAACGGCUCCAAGAAAAAACACCAGCCUGAAAUGGACAUGCUGUACCUGCAAGCUGUGUGCAGCAGUGCUUUAGCCGAUGGAGAGGCGACCUGGAAAUGGAUAAAAGCUAUUUCAGCACCUGAACUAAAAUCAGCAUUAGACAAAAUGGAGAAAGAUAAGACCGGAGGAAACGCCUCGAGGAGCUCUCAGCAGUCUGCCGGUGAAGAUGAAUGUUACCAGGAGCUCUCGAGCAUUGUGAACGCUGACCCCUCUGCCCUUGAGCAGUCCUCCAAAACAAAGCUGACCGACCUUUUUGGAGCUAAAAAGCAGACUGGCCAAACUACACAAAAAACACUCAAAUGCAUCACUCAGAGUAUCUGGGGCAGGAAUUAUAACUUCCUCCACAACAUGACAGACGAAUCAGUGCCAGCCGCUCUUUUGCAAAAAGAGACGAGAGAUUUUAUAGACGCCGGACUCUUGCUCAACUCACCCUACUUCUCAAUGCUGAGAAAAGAACGAAACAUUGACCUCCUCAUUGCUCUGGAUUUCAGCGACGGAGAUCCUUUCACGACGGUGAGAGAAGCUGCUAAGACGUGCAAGAAACUAAACAUCCCUUUCCCUGAAGUCAACGUUCCCAGUGACGAAGGGAAGAAACCCAAAGACUUCUACGUGUUCAAAGGCCAAAACGUUCCAACCGUGAUCCACAUCCCUCUGUUUAAUGUGGUCAACUGUGGAGAUAAGCCUGGUGACUGGAGAAAGAAAUACGGCAUCUUAAAAGGCCCUUACAGCGCCGAGAUGACCGCUGAAGUUAUGGGAGUCGCUGGAAAAAACAUCUCGAACAACAUAGAGAAACUGUUGGAGCAGAUUCGUGCGGUCGCUGCUGCGAAAUGAUUCCAGGCGCGACGACUAGCCUAUAUUACAAGUCUGCAAGAAAUUAAAAUUCAGUCCGCUUAAUUCAUUCUGGAUUUCUUGUAAAUGUUUUUUUUUCUAUGCUAAGGUGAAACAGCAGGUUCUUUCUGGUGACGUGGAUGUGGCGUUAUAGUCAUAAUUGGACUUUUUAUUCUUUGUUGAAAUGCUUCACUGUUUUGACCUUCAAUUGCAAAUUAAAGAGCGGAUCAUUCAAAUCAACAAGACGUGAUUACUGCUUAAAAUACACAUUACGUUUGUUUUUCCAGGGCAAAAACUGAACCUUGUGGAUGAAGGAAAAAAAAAAAUCUUUCUGUAAAGAUUAACCGGUGGCAGAAGAGCAUGCAGUCUGCUAUUAAAACAUAGGAUUAAAUGAUUGCAUAAUACUGAUAUUGCAAA